Messenger RNA from Bipolaris victoriae FI3, 429 nucleotides. RefSeq lists its product as hypothetical. The record is from RefSeq and is a predicted model, not a curated record. Lineage: Eukaryota; Fungi; Ascomycota; Dothideomycetes; Pleosporales; Pleosporaceae. Gene Ontology annotation, cellular component: mitochondrion; small ribosomal subunit; ribosome. The transcript has 3 exons. Gene Ontology annotation, molecular function: structural constituent of ribosome; RNA binding. Gene Ontology annotation, biological process: translation. Bases 1 to 429 code for a protein of 142 amino acids.
AUGUUGCGAGACACUUCACAACACAAAUCAGUUGUCGGAAGGAGCAACGUCAUGGUGUUCAUUAACGGCUUCAGCUUCACGGAGGCGACCCUCGUGAAACGCUCUCUUCAGUCGUUCUAUGGCAUUGGGCCUUCGGUCUCGCAGCGCAUCAUGGCAAAAUUCCAUAUUCACCCGUGGGCGAAAGUAGGGAGCCUGAAGAACGCCACAGUCAUGGAUCUCACGGCGGAGCUGGCCAACAUGAAGAUUGAGAACGAUUUGCGGCGGCAGGUUCAGGACGACAUACGGAGAUUAAGAGACAUGGGUACAUAUCGGGGAAGGAGACAUGCAAUGGGUCUGCCAGUGCGGGGUCAAAAGACAAGAACACAGAUUGCGACUGCACGACGGUUGAACAAGAUCGAACGAGGUGGCACUGGAAGGGUGUCUAUGUGA